Molecule: messenger RNA, 10737 nt
Organism: Amoebophrya sp. A120
Lineage: Eukaryota; Dinophyceae; Syndiniales; Amoebophryaceae
Source: the annotation of a GenBank genome assembly
AGCCGCACUUUCAUUUUCCUCUAGAUGCAGCUUUUCCUUUUGUUGGUCUUUUUUUGAAACAAGGGCAUGCAUCAAUCUAUGUGUGCUCCACUACUAAUAUCCUGAGGACCACUAACCUGAGCGGGUGGUCGUGGGGUCGUGUCCUGUGGCUACGCGGUGAAAGUGCAGGGGGCGGAUGAGCAAACAGUUCGUGUUCUAACUUCGUCCUAGUUCUGUACAUCUAACACCAUCUUGACAAGAACCAACAUGGAGACAGCUUCGAAAGAGGACGGCAAUACUAAAGCCGCAACUCUCGUCCACCCAGGCGACACCUCCGCCGGUCCGUCUUCCGGUAUCAAAAAGUUGCAGUCUCUCCGCACCCGCGCCGCGCAGAAUGUUGGCGUGUUGCAAAAGCUCUGGUCGACGACGGACGAAAACAAACAGGACAAGUUUCUCCGAAACGUCAAUUUCGUCGAGAACGAAACGGUGUACAAAGUCUCCUUAGACUUGUGGCUGUCCGUCGAAUACCCUGUACAAGAGCAUCGUACUCGUACUAAUCGCAGUCAUGCAAGACAAAUAUCUAUGCUCAAGCUAAAUUAGCAUGACAAAUUCCGUUUGUCAUGCUGAGCUAAUUUGCAUUGCAAAACUACGAGCGCGAUACUUUUGCAGUUCAUAUCGAACGGUAUGGCGAACCUGCGGUACGGAUUGCCCUGGAAACGAUGCUCGACCGAGAUUGCCGCAAUCUCGUGCUGAACAACGACUGGCCGACGUUGGAUCGGGGCGAUAGGUUUAGCCAGGUCGUGCAGAUGAAGAAAAAAAAGUGCAAGGACAACUACUUGAACUUGAAGAGCAGUAGCAUCGACCUGGAGAACGAUUGGAAGCUGAAAUUUGAAGAAUUAGCGGACGAGAUGGAGAAACUGAAGACCAAACACGCAUAUCAAAUGCAAAAAUGUCCGUGUCUGGAAGAUUCUAAACUUGUGAUGCUGUCUCUGGAUUGGAAAAAAAUUUGUAUUGCGUGACCAGUAAGAGGAGUAGAUUUUGUGUUCCGCGGGGAUGGCAUUUGUCAUGCGGAAUAGGCAACAUGAGGAAGCCGAAGCGCUCUAAAAAUCUGUGAUGCUAGGCCAUACAUUACAGGCAUUAUGCAAAAUAUGCAUGACAAACACAAAUCUUGCAAUCUCCCAGACCCAGACAUUUUUGCACUUGAUGACGCAGAUCUGGAGAAAACGAAAAACUCGUUGCAGGAGCAGCUGUGGAAGGCGCAGGCGAAACUUUAUCAAAAGGAAAAAAGCCCCCACCCCAUACCAAAACGGAGAUUUGUGUAGCAUGAUUUGCUACCACAAAUCACAUUGUCAUGCUGGAAGGCAAAAGAUGCGGACUGUAGUGCUGGCUGGCGUGGGAAAGCCUUGCACUUUCAGCAAGAGAGGAGGCAACUGGAAGUGGAAAACAGCAUGACAAACUGCCUGCAGUUCAGGCCACAGCUUCGUCUGCUCUUGGCAUUCUAGCAAUACAAGUCGACUUGUGUACGCAAAUCCAGCAUCACAAGUUUACUUUUCGAUAGGGGGAGGGGGGAUUCUUCUUUUUGAUAGUUUGGAGGGGGACGGGGAUGAAGUGCAGGCAAAGGAAAAGGAGCUGACCGGCCAGGUGGAGGAAUUAGAGGCGGAAUUGGCGAAAAUGAGGGAGAGGGGUAUAGGUCUGACACGGAUUUUAAAAAUUUGAAAUUUAUCGUGCUCUCUUCGUGAUAUUCGAUUGAUUUUCGACUGCUUGUCAUGCGCAACUACCAUGUACAUCAAUAUACAACGACCCUUCGUAGAUCGUUUAUCAACACGGUCACACGCUCACGGACAGGAAUCUGUGAUACAGAAUAAACAACACAUCUUCUAUAAUCAGCUUCCGCCUUUGAGGAUUCGAACGCCGCCGAAACCAACAAUCUCCGCGACCACUUAGACGACCUAGAGCAGAAAUACUCCGCGUUGCAUAUGACCUGCUCAAACGUUACAAUCUCAAACGUUACAAUAGAGUCUGAGACUUGUCUUGCAUCAUCGACAUGACAGACUCGGACAGCAUUCCACUUUCUGCAAUACAAAUUUCUCCAGAUUGUAUUGCGGAUUGGGACUCCUACUCCAGAACUUGUCAUGCGUAAUCCUGUGGGAGUAGGGUAGAUCAUGCACUUCUUGCAACACAAAUUCUAGAUUCUAUUGUAACGUUUGAAAUUGUAACACCUGAGCAGGUUAUAUUGCAGCUCGAGCUCUCUACCAAAGACGCGAAGAUUGAGGAGUAUGCAUUGCAAAAGUAUCAGUAUUUUCGUACUAGCAGUAAUUGCAUCACAAAUUAGCUCAGCAUUGGAAAUGGAAUUCGUCACAUAUUUCGUUCUUGGGAUGGAGAUUUGCAUAUCAUGCAUGAUUGCGAUUACUUUUACUACCAGUACGAGUGCGAAGAUACUUUUGCAUGGGAUACGGAGCUUUCCAUGGCGAUUCUGAAACAGCAGGAGCUAAUGGAGGAGGAGCAGCAGAAAUUCAAGGACCAGCUUAUGGCUUGCUCAGGUGUUACAUUCUCAACUGUUGCAUGAGUUUGUAAUGCAAGACCGGCAAGAGUGAAAGGAGGAAGAUUGCGCCUUUUGCAUUACAAGUUUGGCGCAGAUUUAGAUGCUGUCUAGUGCUUCCGAAAUUUGUCAUGCGAAGCAGCUCGAUCAUCUGCCGGCUUAAGGUGCUUUUGCAUGACAAAUCCAUGUAACAGCUGAGAAUGUAACGUUUGAGAACGCCAUACAGCUCCAGGCAAACACGACGGCCAGUAGCAACGAAGAGGAAGAGGCACGGGUCAAGAAGCAGCAAUCCGUGAAUGAGGAGGAAUUUCAAAAAAGGUUGGAGAGAGCUUUGAAGGACCAGGAACUGAAUAUGAAGAAGCAGCUGCAGGAAAACGCGACGGAGGUGGCGUCGGUGUCGAAACAGCUGAUGGAAAACAUCAAGGACUUAGAAAAAACGCUGAAAGAUUUGGAACUUGAAAACGAGGAAGUGAAGAACGAAAACAAUAUCGAAUGCAAAUAUGUUUGAGUCUGAAAGGUGGAUGUAAGGUUUGUCAUGCUUGUCUGGCAUGACUGGAGACUUUGUCAUACGUGUCCAAAAAGAGACCCUUUUGCUUGUCAUGCAAAACGCACUUUGUCAUGCCUGCGGAAAGCGCAACAAUAAGCCGCGCGAAUAUUUCUCAUGCUUGCCUGUGCAUUACAGAGAAUUCACUACUCACAACUCAGCAUUACAAGUUUCCAGACCCUCCAGACGUAUUUGUAUUUGAUAAACAAAUCUCUGAAGCAAAAACUGCAAGCGGAGAAAAAAGCCUCGGAUUCCAAAAUCAUCGAGCUGGAACAGUUGAAUCACCAAUUGGAAACCUCCCUUGGCUAUCAAAUGCACAUUUGUUUGGGUGGUCUGCAUGAUUGCAUGCGUUUGUCAUGCAUCUUUUGGAGGAGCACGCAGAUACUGUGGAUGUGGAAUGCGCACGCUAGCAUUACAAUUUUUGUUCAGGUCUCCGUCUCGUGAUGCCUGUCGCGCAUGAGAAACUCAAACUGACUACUUGUGUACGCCAAAAGUGGAUAAGUUUUUGUGCUCAUGCUGAUCAUGCAACACAAAUUUUUGUGUGAUCGGAGAUUUUCAUUUUCAUGACAAGUUCCAAUCUUUCCAGACCUAGACAGAGAGACAUAUUUGCAAUGCAUAUUGGGGAGCUACGAAUUCGGCUGCAGGAGCUGGCGAAGAAGAUUUCCGAGGCGGAGGGCCAGGGCGUGGACGAUCUGAAGGACGUUUUAGAGACCUCUGGACUGUAUGCAUUGCAAAUAUGUCUGGGUCUGGAAGGAUCCAAACUUCUCAUGCUGUCUUUGGAUUCUAAAAAAAUCUGUAUUGCAUGACCAACAAGAGGAGCCCAGAUUGUGCUACGCGGAGAAGGCAUUUGUCAUGCCGAGUAGGCAUCAGAAAGCCUUCCAAAAAUCUGUGAUGCUAAGUCAUGCGCUACAGGCGCGAUGGGUCACUCAAAAUGUGCAUGACAAACCCGGCAAUCUUCCAGACCUAGACAUGAUAUUUGCAUUUGAUAGGCUGCAGAAAUUCCUCUCCGACUGCUCGAACAGUGGGAAAUCCAUCCGAAAAAUCCACGAGAGGCUGUACCAGGAUUUCUUUAACCGGGCGAUGCGGUUGCAGAAAUUGAUUGCGGAGUACAAUUUGAUGCGGGAAGUGGAUUUGACAAAGAAGAUGGAAAAUAACCAGAUGGACAAACUAUUCCCUCCGGCGAACAACGCUUUGGGCGUAUACCCGAAUGCGACGCCGACGAACAGCUCGGUGGUGCAAAUCACCAUGAGCGGCGAUUUGGUCAAGAACGCCGCGCAUCAGCACAAGGGCACGGAUAAUCAUAGAGGGUUGACAAGUCCAACCUCUGUGGCAGCUUCGGGCACGUUGAGCAGCACAGGAAACUACAACAGCAACCAGAAGCCGCAUUUGAGCAUUCACACGAACCUCCACGCGGGUGGCCUGAUCGAAGUCAGCAAUAACGCACACACCGUCUCCCAAGCGAUACAGCCGGCAAUGAACCUCCCCGGCAUGAACGGCAACACAAUUUUGAAAAACCGCAUGCGGGCCCGGUCGGCGAACUCUAAGCGGACCACGACCUCAUUAGACCCGAGUCAAGUCCUCGUCGGCACACCGCAGCAGCUAAACCAGGUGCACAUCGUCAGAAUGCAGCCACACGACAAUAAAGUUCAACCCAUGCAGAAGAACGCGAACGUAUUUGAUUCGUCCUGGCUGAUCGCGCCCAGUCCGACCAGUGUCGCGUUUAAUACACUGAAUUUGCAGUUCACAGUAUUGUGAAGAAAAAUCUCGCCCCCUCCCCAUAUCGAAAAGGAAAUUUGUGAUGCUGAUUUGUGGCCACAAAGACAAAUUAGGUUUGUCUUGCGUACAAGGCAAACGGCAACCAUGUGGCGCAUUGUACAGCCAGUCUGUCGUGCGUUCUCGCCUAUGUCAGGCUUGUUUCUCAUGCUCAGCUGCUUCUAGCCGGAUGCGUACCUCCCAAUCCCAAACGGGCUUAGAAUUAUAUGCCGACAAGCUCUCGCAAUACAAGCAAGGCUCAUUUGUGUACACAUAUCCAGCAACACAAAUUGUCUUUUGUGUAUUGGGUGGGGGCUUUUUUCACUUUGAUACACGGGAACCAGUCCAAACGGCAGUCCAACCAGCACGACAAACCGGAGCAGCACCCUGCAGAAGAUGCAAUUGUCGAAUUCCAAGCAAAGGGUGAUGGCGCAGACAGUUAUGGAGGAGGAGCGGCAGAUGAAAAUUGACCAGGGCCGCGCUGCCGGGAGCUUCGUAGCAGGAGCAGGAGGAACAACCACGGCUUCCAGUAGAUCACCGCCACCGAGGAUCCCAAAUCAGGGGUUAGUAGCUGCGGUCGAAUCUUCUGACCCGCGAGCGGCGGCCGUAGUCGGAGAGGUGAUCGGAGAGCAAGGGUCGGCUUUGCAGCAGCAACUGGAGCAAAGGAAGCUGCGUGCGCAGUCGGAGAUGAGGCCUCCUGCUGUUUCUUCUAGUGCAAGUGCAACACAAGCAAAUGUUGAAAACAAUAACAACUCCUACCAACAUAUCAACUGCAAAAGUGUCUGGGUCUGGAAGAAUGCAGAAGUUUGUCAUGCACAUUUUCCAUGACCCAUAAGGUCUGUGAUGCAUGUCCUAGCAUCAGAGAUUCUGCGACGGCUUUCUGAUGCUCAUACCGCAUGAGAAACGCCCUCUCCGCGUAGCACAAAUUGCGCCUCUUAUGCUGUUCAUGCAAUACAGAUUUUAUGUAGAGUCCAAAGGUAGCAUCACAACUUCCAACUUUCCAGACCCAGACACUUUUGCAUUUGAUACAACAAGACGCUUCCUACCGCACACCUUCCCCCGCGAAGCCAGCCGUUUGGGAAUUCCGCCCGAAUUUGCUCCAAGGCAGCUCUUCUACGAAAAAUAGAGCAGAUAACAACCACCUUGGGCUCUCGUUGAGCGACCAGAUUAGCCAAAGUCUUUUCACCGGCGCGGCAAGCAGCUCUUCAUCGCCGAGGGGUAGGACUUUGUUACGGGGUUCGGCUUACAGUAUGCAGGGGAUCAUCCCGACCGGAAUUUCGGCGAACGGACAGAUUAAACGAACGCUGAUGUCGACCAGCUUGACGAAUGGAAUUGGGAACAACGGAGUAGGUUCAACACCUGUGAUCAACCUACAACUAGAUCCGGACGCUAAGUCAGUGGUUUCCGGUGUCGUGUCGUCCUCUUUGUCGUCCGGUAAUAUAGGUCAUCUGGAUCAGCUAUGACAGUGCACAACUCCCCCUCCCCCUCAUUUGUCAUGCAAAAUACCCAUUGCAACCUUUGUGUUUGUCUCUUGGCACUGUUUGCAUGACAAGUUCUGGUAGCCCAAAUAGCACUACACUCCAGUGCAAACUUGUGAUGCAAAACCGGCACUCUCACUGAUGCUUGUAUUGCCAUUCAUGCUAUACAAAUGAGGGGGAGGGGGAGUUGUGCACUGUCAUAUCAACACCUUCCGCAUUCAAAACUGAACCGCCCCUCGCCGCCCCCAGCUGCGGCGCUUUUCAAGAAAGGAUCAUUGACGGAAAUCAUCGAAAAUCAGAAUGCUUUGCAGAAAAGCGCACGAGCCAGGUCACUGAGCCCGACGAUUAGUGGGGUGACGUCUGUGACGAGCGGCACAACUGCAACUGGAACAGCUGGAGCGGAAAUGUUAAACAAAAACACGACCACAACUGGCAACCAGCUCUCCACUCAGCAACUUCAGCUGCCGAUUCACCAAACACCGAAAGCACCAGCGAAGAAGCUGUCCGAAAUUUUGCUCGAGAAAAACUGGACUCCCGGAGUGGGUGUCGCAGCAACUGGAAAUAACGGUGGAGAGAAGACUUCUACCGGAACAGCAAAUGCAAAUGGAACAUCAUCUACCACUUCAACCGGAGCUGGUAAUCCCAGCAAUGUGAAACAAGUCGUCGCGUCGAGUUCUUCCACGACGGCGCAAAACCUGAUCCGACUUCAAAACAGCACAGGUUCCGGCUCCUCUGCGGAAGAGGAAGAGAAACUCAACGAGUUACCGAUGGGACUGAAAUUCGGAUCGGAAUUCGCGAAGAAAUCGUCCGUAUCAAUUGCAAAUAUGUCUGGGUCUGGAAGGUGGCAACUUGUCAUGGUAAAUCUGAAGCAUGCAAAAAUCUGUGUUGCGUGAGUGCCAAAAGCUGUCCACUUUUGUUUUUGACCAAGAUGGAGGAAGGGAGUUUUUCAUGCAGGAUAGGCAAGGCAGUGGCAGAGACCUCGCAGAGUCUGUCAUGCUAAGUUCCGCAUUCCAGACCUCAUGGGUCAUGGAAAAUCUGCAUGGUAUCUGGAAAAUCUGCAUGACAAGCUUAGUUACACUUUUCCAGACCCAGACAUUUUUGCACUUGAUAGUCCGCAAUCCACUUGUAUAGUCAGCACUGGCGGUAUCGCCAGAAAAAACUGUUUCACUGUAAACUUGUAAUGCAGAAAUUGCAUCUCACAAGUGUUUGUCUUGCUACACAUGCAAGACAGUGGAUUUUUAGCUGUGUUUUCCCUUAGGAACCUUGCAUGGCAAAUUUUCUCUGUCAUGCAGAACAAACUUGUGAUGCAAAACCUGCAAAAUCCUUACAGUGAAACACUUUUUUCGUACGAUAGGCGGGGACGGGAGAAAGUUUUGAAGAACCACUACAACAGUACUAGUGGUUCUGCGAAUCAUUCCCAUUCCUGUUCCAACAAUAAUUCUAUCAAAUGCAAAAAUGUCUGGGUCUGGAAACUUGUGAUGCUGGGCGGCGUCUCAUGAGGAGACCACAAGUGCUGGCUCAGCAUGACAAGUUUGUGACCUUCUAGGUGUUGCCUAUUCUGCAUGACAAACUGCGUCUCUGCAUGACAGAAAAAUGGAGCUCUUGGGUAACGUGCAUGACAGAUAUAAGAGUCAUGCCAGACAAGCAUGACAAACAUCCACUCUUCCAGACCCAGACAUUUUUGCAUUUGAUAAAUUCCGUCCAGGAACCAAACACUCCCUCGAUGGAAAACAACUCGCUCAUUUCCCAUAUGCCAUUCUCAAACGUUACAUUCUCAACGGUUACAUAUUUUGUCAUGCAAAAUGCCUAUAAAGCCGCCAGACCAUCGAGCUGCUUCGCACGACAAAAAAUUCUCGCUCGAAGGGCUAAACAGCAUCUGAAUCUGUGCCAAAUUUGUGAUGCGAGACUUGCAAGCUCGCCCCUUUCCCUAUUGCUUUUUUUGCAUGACAAGUCUCUCGGUAGAGAUCGCUUUGCCCGUGCUUAUUCCACUCAGAGUUUGCUGGGUAGGUGGCUACCGUUUUAAGUUUAUAAACGAAUGGGACGCCCUGCCCUUAGCCUUCCAACAUGACAAAUCCUUGUUGUAGCAGUUGAGAAUGUAACGCUUGAGAAUACCAUAUCCCAUUCGAUGAAAACCACCUCCCACUCUUUAGCCCCUUCCUUCGUCGCCCAGCCCAACAGCAAGGGGAAUGUGGUGCAGUUCGGCACGCACAUUUCCUUCUACCAACGAAGCGUGUCCGAGGAUAGGUCCUUGACCAGCAGUGUGUCGGAUAAUUACCCAGAUUCGAUGCUGAACUCCCCCAUGUCCAGCAUGUUCCGACGCAGCUUGUCACCGGGGACGAGGUUUUUUGCAACAAAUUCUCUGGUUUCCCCCUACGCGCGGCAGAGCAGGAAUUUAGGGAAGGGCACAGCUAGUAAUAUGCGGAAUCAACAGCGGAUGUUUCUCUUGCGGCCGGUGAAGCAAGAAUUGAUAUUGGAUGAGAACAGCACUAGUUGUGCGGGUCUUGUCUCGUCUGGGGGUGCAGGAGGUGCGGGAAGUACUAGUGGUGCAAGUGGUCUUCAUGCUGUCGUGAACAACGCUAUGCCCACGUCGGUACACAGUGCGCAGGUUGAGAAAAUGAAAAACCAGCAACGGGAGUCGAGUGUGGGAAAUAGUGGUGGUGCCGUGCGGGAUCAGAGUGUUCCUGGGAAGAAUCAUCUUGGAACAAAUGCGAAUGCGAACAAAUCCAGAUCUCCCUCUCCGGAUAACAAACAGAAAUUUGUUUUACGCCCGAACGGAGUAGUCCUCUUCCCGACGACACAAAACAACAGCUCAGGAGAGCAGGGAGUUCUUCCGUUAGAAGGGAUGUCAGCGCCAACGUCUGUGAUGCAGGGUGCGAAAGUGAUCGUGCCACCGGUGAAUUUGCCGCAAGUUGUGAACAUCAAUGCGUCGUCGUCUACUGCGUCGCUGACCAAAGUGGAUCUCGGACUGCCACCGGUGAUCAACGAGUAUCAGAUGCAAAAAUGUCUGGGUCUGGGAGAUUGCAAGCUUUGCCAUGCAUAUUUUGCAUGAUCCAUAAUGCCUGUAAUGCACGGCCCUAGAAUCACAGAUUUUUAGAGCGCUUCCGCAUGGUGCCUAUUCCGCAUGACAAAUGCGAUCUCCGCGGAGCACAAAAUCUAUUCCUCUUACAACUGGUCACGCAAUGGAAAUUUUUUUCGAAUCCAGAGACAGCAUCACAAGUUUUGAAUCUUCCAGACCCAGACAUAUUUGCAGUUGAUAAUGAGCAAGAGGAUUCCAUUUCCCAAGCGGAAUCGUUUCUAAUGCUGCGAUAUGCAUUGCAAAAGUAUCGUACUAGUAGUAAUCGCAAUACAAAUUAGCGCAGCAUGACAAAUGCAAUUUGCCAUGCUGAUUCGGCUUGGUAAGGCGAUUUGUCUUGCAUGAUUGAGAUUAGUACGAGUACGAUUCUUUUGCAAUGCAUAUGCGAUCGAGUAUUUUGCCGCCGCCAAAGACGAAUCCGAACAGGAGUAAGAACAUAUGCACUGCAAAAGUAUCGUAGUCGUAGUAAUUGCAUUCAUGCAUUACAAUUUUUUUUCCUAAGGUAAACCCGCAUUAGAAAUUUUAUUUCUCAUGCUGAGGAAAUUUGUAUUGCAAUUACUACUAGUACGAUACUUUUGCAGUUCAUAGAACAGUUGGACAAACAAAAAUGCAGCGGUGAACAACCACGCGACUAGUGGGGUGUCGUUUCUGAAGAGUAACAUUAACAGCGCGGCGGGAGCGACGUCGUCCAAAGUAGAUAAUCGUCCUCCAGCGGCCGCAGUUAUGAGCAGCAUAGCGGCGAAUAAUGCAAACAACAAAAUUGCUGUGCCAAAGUUAAUCAAUUUGGAGCCCUUUGGAGGCGGAGCCAGUUCUGGUGCCGGUGCGGGCGGUGCUGCGUAGAAAUUGCCCAGGGUGGAGAUAAUAAAUUACAGAACGCUGUAGGGCUACGCAUACUGUGGGUAAUAUACGCAGAUACAACUACCUGGUAGGACAAACACACGCUAAAGCAGUUGUCAAAGUACUUUUAGCAAAGGACGGGCCUAUAAUUUCUGUUCUCAUUUGUGGCACCACGAGCAAAGGUUUAUAGCAAGCGAUGCAAGUAGAAGUUGGAAGAUUAACCUCGAUUUUCGUUAAAAGCUUUACACGGUUUUACAUUUUGUGAGCUCGUUCGUGCAGUACCUAGAAUAGAAGUUUCACAAUCGGAAAAAGAACCUGCUUGAUGAUGAAUCAGAAUCGUUUUUUGAGAAUCACAUUUCACAUCGAUAUAGCAGCACUCGUAUGUGCUUUGCGUUUGAAUCGUUUUUUGGUAAUCAUGUACAUGUUUUUAUGGCCAUAUGUUGUGAAUAGACAAGUUUCGGAUACCAAAUAUGCAUUGAGUUUUUCUUGGAUACUCUAUUACAGCAGGAACGCUAGAGCUAUGUUUCUUUCUCUG